AUGACCAAAUACCACAUCCCUCUCGCUUCUGCCUCUGCCCCUCAAGCGCGCGCAGUUACAACACGAAGAUAUCAAACUAACAAAACCGUCAUUCACAAUGUCCAGGUCGACAAUGAGCUCCGUAAGAUGACCGCCUUCAUCAAGCAAGAAGCCAUGGAGAAGGCCCGCGAGAUCGAAAUCAAAGCCAACGAGGAGUUCGAAAUCGAAAAGUCUAAGCUUGUCCGCCAAGAGACCGACGCCAUCGACAGCCAGUACGAGAAGAAGUUCAAGCAGGCCACCAUGUCCCAGCAAAUUACCCGAUCUACCGUCGCCAACAAGACCCGGCUCAAGGUCCUUGGUGCUCGACAGGAGCUCCUUGAUAGCAUAUUCGAACAGGCCGAGAAGAAGCUGGUUGAUGGCGCCAAGGAUAAGACCAAGUACCAAAAGGUUCUGAAGGGUCUCAUCUUGGAGGGCUUUUAUGCGCUGAAUGAGCCUACGAUGCAGAUCCAAGCUAGGAAGAAGGAUUAUGAUGCUGUUAAGAAGGCUAUCGAAGAAGCUGCUGCAGAGUACAAGAAGCAAGUUGGAAAGGAAGUCUCGGGGAAGAUUGACGAGCAGAACCCUUUGCCAGAGCAAUCAACUGGAGGUGUUAUCAUUGUCAGUGGUAAUGGCAAAAUCGACAUCAACAACACCUUUGACACACGACUCGAACUUCUCAAGGAUUCUGCCGCCCCAGCUGUUCGAGAGGCGCUGUUUGGCAAGAACCCCAACCGGAAAUUCUUCGACUAA
Molecule: messenger RNA, 765 nt
Organism: Pochonia chlamydosporia 170
Lineage: Eukaryota; Fungi; Ascomycota; Sordariomycetes; Hypocreales; Clavicipitaceae
Product: vacuolar ATP synthase subunit E
Exons: 2
Coding region: 1-765 (254 amino acids)
Biological process (GO): proton transmembrane transport
Cellular component (GO): proton-transporting two-sector ATPase complex, catalytic domain
Molecular function (GO): proton-transporting ATPase activity, rotational mechanism
Source: RefSeq, a predicted model, not a curated record